CCCUGUCUACGUCACUGGCUUUUACAGCUACAAGGGGUUGGUUUGCGCUGGCUUUGCUGUAGGGUUGCAAUGCACUUGCACUUGCGUUAAAGAAUAAAAUAGAGAGAAUAAAGCGAAAAGUUUUGUCGUCGUUAACUUGUGCAAGUGUCAUUGGUAAAAUCGGUGACGUAAUACGCAAAGUAUUUGCAUACAAAACGAAAGAAAAUACGAAAAAAUACAUAUCGGAUAACUGAAGCUGCUGCUCAGUGUGUAAAUGGUUUGCAUAAUAUGCGCACAAUCUCCAGCAACUGAAUAAACGCAACGAAAAACAGUCGAACAAAAAUGGAUGGGAACAAAGUCGAUGCAGACAAUUGCGAGCCGGAUGUGGAUGGCUCGCAGUUUAUGCUCGACGACUUGCAGCUGGCGGCGGAACUGGGAAAAACGCUGCUGGAGCGUAACAGAGAAUUGGAAGUAAUGCUGAAGGAGCACAAAACCCGCAAUGAGGAACAGCAGCGGGAAAUUGUGCAUCUGCGAAAGCAAAUCAAUGCAAUGACCGAGGUCAACGAUACGCGCUUAAAGGUCUACGAGCAGCUGGAGGUGGGCAUACAGGACUUGGAGCGCAGCAAUCAUCGCUUGACCCUGGAAAAGUCACGCGAUAAGAAGCAAAUCAAGUCACUGGGAGCCAAUAUCGAAUCCCUGGAAGCGCGCUGUGAAGAACUCAACCAGCAGUUGGAAGAGAUGCGGCAACAACUGAACACGGAGCGGCGCAAAAACGAGAGGCAACAGCCACAGGAUCGAUCUACGGCACCGGCAAGCUCUGAACGUCUAAAUGGUUUGCCCAAGCCAUGGACUGCCAAUGAUCGUGAAGGAGUUGACCUGAAUGCGACGCCCAUAGAGAGCGGGCCAUUUGCUGCAAAUGCCAACUCGACGGGGGUCACCGAAAUGUCGCAAACCAGUGGAUCGGUGGCCUUCAGUGAUAUGGGUAGCUCGGAGGAGAUUAUUGAGGCAGCGGCUGCCGCUGCUGCUGCUGCCAGCAAGGGKGAGGACAAUGAGGAACUGUUAAGUCUGAUAACUGAUAUGGAGUCGGUAAGACGUGAUUUUAUGGCGGAGAAGCAGCGCUGUUGCGAGCUCGAGGAGCAAUUGGUUGCCAUCAUCCAAGAGAACCAGACACUGCAGAGCCGCAUCGCAAUCACCAGCACCAACGAAGAGAUGAUGUCCAUGCAGGAUGAGUUCUCAUUGUUAGAUGACGUCAGGCAGGGACAAAUGUGCAGCCGGUGCCUGCGAGUCAUGGAGGAGCAGGCGUCAAACAACGACGGUCAGUCAUCAGUGGCCCAGACCGAGGACGGACGCGAAGAGGACGACCGCAGCCUUAUGGGCAGUGAGUUCAGCUUACAAUUGGCUGGAAAUAGUGCUGAAUUCUCAUCGAAGCUCAAUGAAAACGAAUUGCUCGAAUUGAAGAAUGCUGGCAGUCCAAAUCCGUAUCGUGACUUGGUCGAGAAAUACGAAGCUCUGUUGGAGGUGCAGCGUACAUCAAAUGUGCGUAAUGGCAACCCCCCCAACGGUGUCCCGGUCUCAAAAGAAAUCUCGAAUGCAGUCGAGUCCAAUCUGGAGCAACCACAGAAGCUCAACGUGACGGCCACCAGGCAGGAAACAGCUGCUGCGACAGAAAACAACGCAAAGUCUGCGCGGGGCCGAACCUCAACGGAGUUCUCAGAGGCAGAGACCUCAUCGUCGGGCUUCUCAGAGGAGACUAGCAACAAGUAUACUCAGACGGAUGAGAGGCCAGGCUACUUCUUGUGCUCAAUCAGCAAUGGCGAGGAGUGUAAACUAAGCAUAUAUGACGACGUUACCCCCAUCGACACACACUUCCAGAGCCGGCCCGAGUACAGGGAAUUAUUCAAGGAAAUUUUCGGUGUGUUGAAAAAGGCCGCCGAUAACAAGGACGAUGGGGAGAAACCAAAAUCGACGGACGAUAAUCGAGCCGAGUCAAACACGGUGGAUGCGGCCGUUAAGGAAGAGUUCUCGGUAGACUUUGGCGAUGAUACGCAAAGUAUUAUAUCAUCUGUCUUUUCGGAUCAUUCAGUUGCCAUGUCCGAGUGCGUCACCAAGCUGGAACGCAAGACGGCCAAGAAGCAUAUAAGUGAGUGCAAAAAUCAAGAGAACAGAAUGUCUCAAGGAAGCUCCACGUCCAUCGCACAACUGAGCGGGCCGAACAAAACGGAUGGCAUCAAAACCAUUGAGGAGAACGGACGGGUAUUGACUCCAUUGAAGCGCGAACCACUCGAGUAUUUGGCUGUUGGUGUGGGCAUUAAGAAGAGGAAUCGUCGCAAGAAUCGAAGUCUACAUAACAAUAGUGGCCGAGUCGAGUCGCCACUGGCACAGCCCUCGCCUCUCGCACAGCCAUGUCCGACACACAGUGCGCGGCGCACCCGCAAAGACUUUGUGCCAAUCCCUCCAGAAAUGUUUGUAACGGAACGUGUUGGCCGCCGGAGACAACCGGAUCCCUCAAGCAACGGCGAAUGGAAUGGCUCCCCAAUGGUAAUCUAUAACCGGAACAUGAGCGCCUCUCGCGCCAAGCGAGCGGGUCGCGUGAUCGAAGUCAAUGGCGUUGAGUUUCAUCCAAAUACGGUGUCCCAGGAGUUCCACAAGCUCAAAAGGCUCGAUCUCUCAUAUGCGGAGGUAUUGCGCCGUGCUGACGCAUGCGAGCACCAAAGUCAACCGCUGCGCGUGCAGCGAAUGCAACAGUCACGUUGGAACAACAAAAGUCAAAAUAAUCGCCGCUAAUCCUAGACCUAGCAUCUAUAUAUAUACCUAUGUAAUGAUCCGUAUUUGUAUCAACACUUAACUAUCGACAUGGAUUUAACUUAUGCGAACUAACUCCAACCUUAUCGGAGUGCCUAGUAGUAAUUAAAUGCAUUGCCUGCGAUAGCCUCCGGUAUAUAGCAAUUCUCAAGUUUUAAUAUGUUAUUUUUGUCCUUAACUAUAAAGUGUUCAGUUUUGUAAUCUCCUUACUUAUGUUCUUUAAGUUGUUUUUAAUGUGUAAAUUGCCCUAGUUUGUUUAUAUAUUUCGAGAAAUUUAGCAUUUUUGUAGCAUUUUUAAUAGAUUGUACAAUCCAGCCAUAUUUUCAAUAUACUAUUCUCUUUCAACUAUACAAUUGUAUUUACGACUAUGUAUCAAGUUCUUUAAGAUAUUCAAUAAAUGAGCAUGUGUGCCAAGUCCAACAUAUUUGAAAGAACAUGCAGCGACCAAGUCUAUUCGAAAU
This is a messenger RNA of Drosophila arizonae, 3242 nucleotides long. It is a transcript of the gene Cen, whose product is annotated as cerebellar degeneration-related protein 2-like. The record is from RefSeq and is a predicted model, not a curated record. Lineage: Eukaryota; Metazoa; Arthropoda; Insecta; Diptera; Drosophilidae.